CAUGUGGGCCCUUAGCUUGAGUUACUCCAUAUUGCUUUGUUCCUCUUACUGCACAUGUGUUAGUGGACAGACUUUUCCAUUGCAGGCAUGUCUGGAAGGGGCCCUGAGUAAUUCACUCAUUCAGCUGAACAACAAUGGCUAUGAAGGCAUUGUCGUUGCAAUCGACCCCAAUGUGCCAGAAGAUGAAACACUCAUUCAACAAAUAAAGGACAUGGUGACCCAGGCAUCUCCGUAUCUGUUUGAAGCUACAGGAAAACGAUUUUAUUUCAAAAAUGUUGCCAUUUUGAUUCCUGAAACAUGGAAGACAAAGGCUGACUAUGUGAGACCAAAACUUGAGACCUACAAAAAUGCUGAUGUUCUGGUUGCUGAGUCUACUCCUCCAGGUAAUGAUGAACCCUACACUGAGCAGAUGGGCAACUGUGGAGAGAAGGGUGAAAGGAUCCACCUCACUCCUGAUUUCAUAGCAGGAAAAAAGUUAGGUGAAUAUGGACCACAAGGUAGGGCAUUUGUCCAUGAGUGGGCUCAUCUACGAUGGGGAGUAUUUGACGAGUACAAUAAUGAUGAGAAAUUUUAUUUAUCCAAUGGAAGAAUCCAAGCAGUAAGAUGUUCAGCAGGUAUUACUGGUACAAAUGUAGUAAAGAAGUGUCAGGGAGGCAGCUGUUACACCAAAAGAUGCACAUUCAAUAAAGUAACAGGACUCUAUGAAAAAGGAUGUGAGUUUGUACUCCAAUCCCGCCAGACGGAGAAGGCUUCCAUAAUGUUUGCACAACAUGUUGAUUCUAUAGUUGAAUUCUGUACAGAACAAAACCACAACAAAGAAGCUCCAAACAAGCAAAAUCAAAAAUGCAAUCUCCGAAGCACAUGGGAAGUGAUCCGUGAUUCUGAGGACUUUAAGAAAACCACUCCUAUGACAACACAGCCACCAAAUCCCACCUUCUCAUUGCUGCAGAUUGGACAAAGAAUUGUGUGUUUAGUCCUUGACAAAUCUGGAAGCAUGGCGACUGGUAAGCGCCUCAAUCGACUGAAUCAAGCAGGCCAGCUUUUCCUGCUGCAGACAGUUGAGCUGGGCUCCUGGGUUGGGAUGGUGACAUUUGACAGUGCUGCCCAUGUACAAAGUGAACUCAUACAGAUAAACAGUGGCAGUGACAGGGACACACUCGCCAAAAGAUUACCUGCAGCAGCUUCAGGAGGGACGUCCAUCUGCAGCGGGCUUCAAUCGGCAUUUACUGUGAUUAGGAAGAAAUAUCCAACCGAUGGAUCUGAAAUCGUGCUGCUGACGGAUGGGGAAGACAACACUAUAAGUGGGUGCUUUAACGAGGUCAAACAAAGUGGUGCCAUCAUCCACACAGUCGCUUUGGGGCCCUCUGCAGCUCAAGAACUAGAGGAGCUGUCCAAAAUGACAGGAGGUUUACAGACAUAUGCUUCAGAUCAAGUUCAGAACAAUGGCCUCAUUGAUGCUUUUGGGGCCCUUUCAUCAGGAAAUGGAGCUGUCUCUCAGCGCUCCAUCCAGCUUGAGAGUAAGGGAUUAACCCUCCAGAACAGCCAGUGGAUGAAUGGCACAGUGAUCGUGGACAGCACCGUGGGAAAGGACACUUUGUUUCUUAUCACCUGGACAACGCAGCCUCCCCAAAUCCUUCUCUGGGAUCCCAGUGGACAGAAGCAAGGUGGCUUUGUAGUGGACAAAAACACCAAAAUGGCCUACCUCCAAAUCCAAGGCAUUGCUAAGGUUGGCAUUUGGAAAUACAGUCUGCAAGCAAGCUCACAAACCUUGACUCUGACUGUCACGUCCCGUGCGUCCAAUGCUACCCUGCCUCCAAUUACAGUGACUUCCAAAACGAACAAGGACACCAGCAAAUUCCCCAGCCCUCUGAUAAUUUAUGCAAAUAUUCGCCAAGGAGCCUCCCCAAUUCUCAGGGCCAGUGUCACAGCCCUGAUUGAAUCAGUGAAUGGAAAAACAGUUACCUUGGAACUACUGGAUAAUGGAGCAGGUGCUGAUGCUACUAAGGAUGACGGUGUCUACUCAAGGUAUUUCACAACUUAUGACACGAAUGGUAGAUACAGUGUAAAAGUGCGGGCUCUGGGAGGAGUUAACGCAGCCAGACAGAGAGUGAUACCCCAGCAGAGUGGAGCACUGUACAUACCUGGCUGGAUUGAGAAUGAUGAAAUACAAUGGAAUCCACCAAGACCUGAAAUUAAUAAGGAUGAUGUUCAACACAAGCAAGUGUGUUUCAGCAGAACAUCCUCGGGAGGCUCAUUUGUGGCUUCUGAUGUCCCAAAUGCUCCCAUACCUGAUCUCUUCCCACCUGGCCAAAUCACCGACCUGAAGGCGGAAAUUCACGGGGGCAGUCUCAUUAAUCUGACUUGGACAGCUCCUGGGGAUGAUUAUGACCAUGGAACAGCUCACAAGUAUAUCAUUCGAAUAAGUACAAGUAUUCUUGAUCUCAGAGACAAGUUCAAUGAAUCUCUUCAAGUGAAUACUACUGCUCUCAUCCCAAAGGAAGCCAACUCUGAGGAAGUCUUUUUGUUUAAACCAGAAAACAUUACUUUUGAAAAUGGCACAGAUCUUUUCAUUGCUAUUCAGGCUGUUGAUAAGGUCGAUCUGAAAUCAGAAAUAUCCAACAUUGCACGAGUAUCUCUGUUUAUUCCUCCACAGACUCCGCCAGAGACACCUAGUCCUGAUGAAACGUCUGCUCCUUGUCCUAAUAUUCACAUCAACAGCACCAUUCCUGGCAUUCACAUUUUAAAAAUUAUGUGGAAGUGGAUAGGAGAACUGCAGCUGUCAAUAGCCUAGGGCUGAAUUUUUGUGAGAUAAAUAAAAUAAAUCAUUCAUCCUUUUUUUUUGAUUAUAAAAUUUUCUAAAAUGUAUUUUAGACUUCCUGUAGGGGGCGAUAUACCAAAUGUAUAUAGUACAUUUAUACUAAAUGUAUUCCUGUAGGGGGCGAUAUACUAAAUGUAUUUUAGACUUCCUGUAGGGGGCGAUAAAAUAAAAUGCUAAACAACUGGGUAUACAUGCAUCAAAACUAUCCAUUCAAAUCCAAAAAUUUAAUAAUCAUUGAGUUUUUUAUUAAUGAAUUUGAAUACUAGAAAGAAACAGGGCUUGCAUCAAUAAAUGGAAGUAUGUUUUUAUUUGUUUUAAGGAGCUUUGCCAGUUACAAACAACAUGCAAUUGUAGAAAUCUAACAGAGUUGCUAAAAGUUGUUUGAUUUCUUUUGGUGAAGAAAAGCCAAUCUAAAUUAUUUAAAUAUAAAAGACACGACUUGUUUUAUAGGAGUUUUGGACCAGCAUCACUAGGAAUAUGUCUUAUUUUCUCUAAAUUUGAGCAAUGAUGGUGCAUUUAAGGAAGAAAUGGCAUUGAAGAAAGAAAGAACAGCACAAUGAAAAUUCCCUAGGCACAGAAAUGAACGUUAUGUGCAUGAAAUUACAAGAGUUAGUGAUGCUUUAAGCCAUGGCAGUGGGGAUAAGGUGGGAAAGGUAGCUUCAGGCCAGGUGUGAAGGGAAAGUGAUUGAGAAAUAAACAUUUAUUGUGUACUUUGUCCAAGGGCCCAACUAA
Messenger RNA from Gorilla gorilla gorilla (western lowland gorilla), 3550 nucleotides. It is a transcript of the gene CLCA1, whose product is annotated as chloride channel accessory 1. The transcript has 15 exons. Gene Ontology annotation, biological process: chloride transport. Gene Ontology annotation, cellular component: plasma membrane. The record is from RefSeq and is a predicted model, not a curated record. The coding region runs from base 2 to 2791 and encodes 929 amino acids. Gene Ontology annotation, molecular function: intracellularly calcium-gated chloride channel activity. Lineage: Eukaryota; Metazoa; Chordata; Mammalia; Primates; Hominidae.